Molecule: messenger RNA, 1166 nt
Organism: Perca flavescens (yellow perch)
Lineage: Eukaryota; Metazoa; Chordata; Actinopteri; Perciformes; Percidae
Gene: pcgf3
Product: polycomb group ring finger 3
Exons: 10
Coding region: 221-973 (250 amino acids)
Source: RefSeq, a predicted model, not a curated record
GCUCCAGGAGUGCUGUUUCGGCCUGUUCCGCGGCCGCUCGGUCAUUUUCGCCUCUUUGUUGUACUGAUAGUGGAUUUAACUCGGAUUCAACCCAAUAUCCAGCGGACCGUGCUGCUCCCAAACAGGCUCCAAUGAGAGGCUCUCCAUGAUGAGGAGCUAACACUGUCGGCCGCACAACCGCAGGAAGAGACGUGGCUGCUGCACCAUCCACAGUCGACGCAUGGCGGUAUUAGGGCAGAACCCCGACAUGCUGACGAGGAAGAUAAAGCUGUGUCAUAUCAACGCCCACAUCACAUGUCGUCUGUGUGAUGGCUACCUGAUCGACGCCACCACUGUCACCGAGUGCUUACACACCUUCUGUAGAAGCUGCCUAGUGAAGUAUCUGGAGGAAAACAACACAUGCCCCACAUGUAGGAUUGUUAUUCAUCAGAGCCACCCACUGCAGUACAUCGGCCAUGACAGAACAAUGCAAGACAUUGUCUACAAGUUGGUACCGGGACUUCAAGAGGCGGAGAUAAAGAAGCAGCGGGAGUUCUAUCAGAAAUUGGGGAUGGAGGUGCCUGGAGACAUUAAAGGAGAGCUUUGCAACAUGAAGACUCAUCUAGAUCAACGCAAUGGCGAUACAAAAUCUGAGGAGACGGCCAAUAAGGAGGCAGGAGAGGAGAAACCAGAAGAGGACAACGACUAUCACCGAAGCGACGAGCAGGUCAGCAUCUGCUUGGAGUGCAACAGCAGUAAGCUCCGAGGUCUGAAGCGCAAGUGGAUCCGCUGUUCAGCACAAGCCACAGUCCUCCACCUCAAGAAGUUCAUCGCCAAAAAGCUUAACCUGACGUCAUUUAACGAGCUGGACAUUUUAUGCAACGAGGAAAUUUUGGGAAAGGACCACACUUUGAAAUUUGUUGUUGUGACAAGAUGGAGAUUUAAGAAAUCCCCCCUCCUGCUCCAUUACAGACCCAAGAUGGAUCUGCUGUAGCUAAAACGGACACAACGGUUGUUUUGGUUUUUUUGGCCCAGUGGCUGCAGACUGUGCCGAAACCUUUUUUUUUUUUUUUUUUUAUUUAUGCAAAGACGAUCAACCAACACCAAGCAAACACCCCCGGCGGUAAAAGUCAACACAAGCCAGCAAAUUGGGAUCUAAAGGGGCAGGGUGGGGGGGGGCAACUACA